ACCACUAAGCCUUCUUCUUCUUCUACAUUCAUCUCCUGCUUCUGCUGUGUAAGAGACGCCGUGGUGAGAGAAUGACGGCGGCCGGAGUAGCUUCGGUUCAGACGAAGAAGCUCAUCAAGUUUAGUCUUUCACUCUUCCGUCGUGGCUUCAACUCCUCCAAAUGCAAAACGGCGGCGAAGAUGGCUGUGGCCCGGAUAAAGCUUCUGAGGAACAAGAGACAAGUAGUGGUGAAGCAAAUGAGGCGUGACAUCGCAGUUCUUCUUCAGUCUGGUCAAGAUGCCACCGCUCGUAUCAGAGUUGAGCAUGUGAUUAGGGAGCAGAACAUUCUGGCGGCAAACGAAAUCAUCGAGCUUUUCUGCGAGCUCAUCGUUUCCCGUCUCACUAUCAUCACCAAGCAGAAGGAAUGCCCUGUGGAUCUCAAGGAAGGUAUUUCUAGUCUGAUAUUCGCUGCGCCAAGGUGCUCUGAAAUCCCGGAGCUUGGAGAUCUGAAAGACAUCUUUGAGAAGAAAUAUGGAAGAGAUUUUGUAACUGCUGCUACUGAUUUGCGUCCUACCUGCGGCGUGAACCGGAUGUUGAUUGAUAAGCUUUCGGUUAGGCAACCGGUUGGAGAAUUCAAACUGAAAAUCAUGAAAGAAAUCGCAAAGGAAUUCCAGGUCGAUUGGGACACUACAGAGACAGCGCAAGAACUUCUCAAACCUCAAGAAGAAGCCAUAGACGGCCAACGUGUGUUUGUUAGCGCUUCAAGCUUACCCGUAAACCGUGCUGCUCACGACGAGUCCAUUGAUCCUAACAAAGCAGUGCCGAGAUCGAGUAGUAGCAUGAGCAUCAACACGCAUUAUCAUGACUCCGAGUCAGCCGCGGAAGCAGCAGCUGAAUUAGCCAAGCAGGCGGUUGCAGCAGCACAAGCAGCCGCCUUAUUAGCUAACAGAAGAGACAACACCAAGGAGUUCUCUGUAUCCUCCUCCUCGUCUUUGAAUCAUUCAACAAACCACAAGGAUACAGGUUCAAGAAGACAAUCCCAAGAUUCUGAAACAAGCUCCUACUACGCAAAACCUUGUGCAGGAAACAGAGGAAUCUGCAGAAGACACAGCUGCAACAAUCCGUGUAUAAAUGAAUCUGACCGAGAAGAUGAAGCAGAAGCAAAGGAAACAAUGAGGAGGAGACACAGCUACAACUCUCCAUCUCUUACUCCUCCUGCAACUUCUGAUAUAAAGUUUGAUGAGUCAGACUACUACGAGGAAGAGGCAGAGCCAGAAGAAGGUCCAUUUCAGAGUCGUACUUCUUCCCUCCCGCCAAAUCGAGCACCACCUCAGGCUCCUCAGUACGCUGAAUCGAGACGGGACUCAAGCGGUCUCCAUGUUCACCCAAAACUACCUGACUACGAUACGUUGGCGGCACGUUUUGACGCAAUCAGACAGAGUAAAGGGCCAUUAAUAUAAAACAAUUAUUGUGUAUGAAGAAGCAUGAAGCAUUUUUUAAUUUUUUUUGUACUACUACUAUAUAACCGAAAUACUCUUUUUUUAGUAAUCUAAGCGAGAUAUCUGCCCUUGGACUCGCUUAUUAGGAUUCUCUCCCGUUAAUUUUAUUUUGUUUCACUUGGU
This is a messenger RNA of Eutrema salsugineum, 1601 nucleotides long. RefSeq lists its product as uncharacterized. Lineage: Eukaryota; Viridiplantae; Streptophyta; Magnoliopsida; Brassicales; Brassicaceae. The transcript has 7 exons. Bases 72 to 1439 code for a protein of 455 amino acids. The record is from RefSeq and is a predicted model, not a curated record. Gene Ontology annotation, biological process: protein transport.